AUGGCGGUCUUAACUUCAUCGCUCUCCGAGCUGUCCGCCAUCUCGUCGCCAGACUCUUUUCGCACUGCGAUCCAGUCGCCUGAAGGAGCCGAAGCUAUGGGAGUGAAGAAUGUCCCUGCGACGACGUAUUCUCUGGCGAGCCAGCUGCCUCGCGAGCUGAAGGCGCACUGCCAAAUCUACUUGGAGGAGCACCUAUACAAUGGCGCACUGGGCCUCCUCAACAGCCUUCUAAUUGCUGGAUACACUCGGAAAGGGAUCGCCAAGAAACCUGUUUACGUUCCCCCGGCUACACAUCUGGCCCUGCUCAACACGCUGGCCAUCCACCCAAGCCAUACUACUCGGGCCGCUGGCCCCGAUCGUCUCGAGGUUGGUUCGCAAACACUUGACUAUCUGCGUAACCUACUUGCUAUCGUUGGGCCCAUUAAUGCCGGGUUCAAAGAUGCCUUCCAGUUCCAAGGGGUGAGCUAUGGUCGCCGGCACAGGCACCAUGAUGAGGAGGACGACGAGAUCGACGGUGACCAGGUGAGCAACAAGAUGGCCGUCGAAGACAGCAUAUGGCACCGCGCGCAUGACUUCUGGGCUGUCGUAGGCUGGGCGUUCAACUGCAGCAGCAUCCACCCUCGCCGGUGGCGCUACUGGAAGACCUGGUUGGAGUUCAUGGUUGAUGUCCUGGAAGCGGACCUUCAGGAGCGUAAGCGUAUGGACGAAGAGUCAACGUCGCCUUCCCAGGAAUCGACUUGGGCACAUAUGCGCGGCACUAUCCUUGUCAUGUAUAUCAAGCAAAAAGCCGACUCCAAUCGGUAUGGAUUGAAGAUGAUUCAGCAAGCCCUCUUCGCCGAAGGCAACAGCUCAGCUGUAGCUAAAUUCCCUGAGAUCUUUAACAAGGAAACAAAGGGUCUCCCCAGCGAGGAUAAAACGCGCAAGAGGAUGGCCACGCUGGACAUUGAGAACGAUCAGUUUGGAGACUAUUUCAACGAUGAUCUGGUGGACUCAGAGCCUUCUCAACCUGGGACCCCUACCACUCCAGCCACCCCGCGCACACCGGCGGGAGCAACAGGCGAUCUCGUUGCUCCUGAAGUGGCCGAGUCUAUCCCUAUACGUUUGCGUUUGAUGGACCUACUGUCAAUAGUCGCUGGAUACCUUCCUGGCGACUUCAUGACCUACGCCGAAUACGCUUCGGAUCUCUCCAGGACGCUCAACCAGCAGCCCCUGUCGUUCUUCCGACAGUUCAUCUCAGACAUGAGAGUGCACGUCAACCGUGUCUUCGAGCUUGAACUGUUGGCGACCGAACUGGAUCUUCUGCUGCCGUCGAGCUAUAAGGAUCCCGGAGAUGUCGUGUCAACCGACAGCGGCAUUAUCAUCAACGCCGAAGUGCUCAAGCUCUGCUACCUACCCCACCAUGCCAACACUGUCGAUAUAGAAGAUAAUGCCAGGCUCGCGCUGAUUCUUGAAAGCCUUCUUUAUCACCUGACCCCAGAUGAAGUUAGAGCUACCAAAGAUGAUUUGCGUGCAGCGGCUGCAAAGGGCAUCGAGGCGCGCAAGACCAAGGCAAAGGUCUCGAAGCGGAAAGAGACGAGAAGCUCAAGUCGUCGGGGCCAAAAGCAGAAGGAGCUUGGUGACAGAGAACGGUACGCGGCAGAGAUGAUGGAGCUGGCAGGAGAACGAAUUUUGUCGUACAUUGACAUCAUGGGUGCCAUUGUAGAGGAAUCCGACGAAGACCACGAUAUGACGGAUUGA
This is a messenger RNA of Colletotrichum truncatum, 1737 nucleotides long. RefSeq lists its product as uncharacterized. The record is from RefSeq and is a predicted model, not a curated record. NCBI's taxonomy places the organism in Eukaryota, Fungi, Ascomycota, Sordariomycetes, Glomerellales, Glomerellaceae.